AUGAGAUCAUAUAAAACUGCUAAUAUAAUAGAAAUCUUAUUGUAUUUUUCAUUUGUUCCUAAAUGUGAACCUACAAAAAAUUCAUAUUUAUUGAAGUUAAAAGAUUUUAUUGAUAGUCAUGACAAUAUAUGUGUACUAACAGGAGCAGGAAUAUCUACAGAAAGUGGUAUUCCUGAUUAUAGAUCUGAAGGUGUUGGUCUUUAUGCAAGAAGUAAUCAUAAACCAGUUCUUUAUAAAGAUUUUUGUAAUAGUGAUGCUAUUAGAAGACGAUAUUGGGCUAGAAAUUAUAUAGGUUGGCCAAGAUAUAUUAUUACUCAAAAUGUUGAUAAUUUGCAUACAAAAGCAGGUAGCAAAAAAGUGAUAGAAUUACAUGGAACAGCAUUUAGAGUAAUGUGUCUUAAUUGUAAUGAAAGAAUAUGUAGAUAUUAUUUACAAGAUAUUUUUGAUAGGAUUAAUCCAAAUAUGACAAUAACUAGUCAAAUGAUCAGACCUGAUGGAGAUGUAGAACUGACACAAGAGCAAGUAGAAGAAUUUAAAGUUCCAACAUGCGAAAAAUGUAAUGGUAUUCUUAAACCAGAUAUAAUCUUCUUUGGUGAUAAUGUUCCACGUCAAAUUGUAGAAAAUAUAAAAUAUAAUAUUAAGCAUUCAGAUUCGCUUUUAAUUAUAGGUACUACAUUAACUACAUUUUCUAGCUAUCGAAUAGCAUUACAAGCUAAUAAUAUUGGAAAACCUAUAGCUAUAUUGAAUAUUGGAAAAACUAGA
Apis florea (little honeybee) is the source of this 762-nucleotide messenger RNA. It is a transcript of the gene Sirt4, whose product is annotated as NAD-dependent protein deacylase sirtuin-4. Gene Ontology annotation, cellular component: mitochondrial matrix. NCBI's taxonomy places the organism in Eukaryota, Metazoa, Arthropoda, Insecta, Hymenoptera, Apidae. The record is from RefSeq and is a predicted model, not a curated record. Gene Ontology annotation, molecular function: histone deacetylase activity, NAD-dependent; NAD+ binding.